UGGACCGCCCGCGGCUAAUUCUCACUCUUUACUGUAGCCUGGACUGGAGCAGUUGCUCAGUUCUCAGCUUCCAGUCCUAGCGCGUAGCGCCGCUCCUUCCAUUUCCGCCUCCGCGCCCCGCCGCGCCGCCCGAGCGUUUCGUUCCGGGAGCGGCGAGACGGUCGGUUCACGUGGGAGACGCGAGCCCUUUAUUUCGACGCUUUCUGCGGGGGGAAGGGGCUGGCACGGGCGGCGAUGGCGGCCGACGGCGAGGCGGCGGCGCUGGAGUUCACACCGACGUGGAUCGUCGCGGCGGUCUGCUCGCUCAUCGUGCUCCUCUCGCUCGUCGCCGAGCGAUGCCUCCACUACCUCGGCAAGACGCUCAAGAAGAAGAACCAGAAGCCGCUCUUCGAGGCGCUGCUCAAGGUCAAAGAAGAGUUGAUGCUUCUGGGGUUCAUCUCCCUGCUGCUGACGGUGUUCCAGGGGAUGAUCCAGAGGACAUGCAUCCCUGAACACUGGACAUUCCACAUGCUGCCAUGCGAGAAGGCAGAUGAGAAGGCCAAUGAGGCCGCCACCACGGAGCAUUUCGUUGCUGUCGGGACCCUUGGCAGGAUCGGUAGGCGCCUGCUGAGUGAAGGCGCUGCUGAGGCUGAGCACUGCCAUAAGAAGGGAAGAGUUCCACUUCUGUCCCUUGAAGCCAUACAUCAGCUGCACAUUUUCAUAUUUGUUCUGGCAAUCACACAUGUUAUUUUCAGCGUCACAACUAUGCUUUUAGGAGGUGCACAGAUACACCAAUGGAAACAGUGGGAGAAUGGAAUUCAAAAAGAUGCUCCUGGAAAUGGGCCUAAGAAGGUAACCCAUGUACGUCAUCAUGAAUUUAUCAAGAAACGUUUUAAGGGUAUUGGCAAAGAUUCUAAAAUAUUGAGUUGGCUGCAUUCUUUUGGCAAGCAGUUUUAUAGAUCAGUAUCUAAAUCAGAUUACACCACAAUGCGUCUUGGUUUUAUCAUGACUCACUGCCCUGGAAAUCCAAAUUUUGAUUUCCAUAGAUACAUGGUAAGGGUAUUAGAGGCUGAUUUUAAGAAAGUAGUAGGCAUAAGCUGGUACUUGUGGGUCUUUGUGGUGAUAUUUCUGUUGCUGAAUGUUAACGGCUGGCACACAUACUUUUGGAUUGCUUUCCUUCCCCUUUUUCUUCUGUUAGCUAUUGGCACCAAGCUGGAGCAUGUCAUAGCUCAGUUAGCCCAUGAUGUAGCUGAGAAGCACACAGCGAUCGAGGGUGAUGUGAUCGUAAAACCAUCAGAUGAACACUUCUGGUUCGGCAAGCCUAGGAUUAUCCUUUACCUGAUCCACUUCAUCCUCUUUCAGAAUGCAUUUGAGAUUGCAUUUUUCUUCUGGAUACUGAGCACUUAUGGAUUCGACUCAUGCAUCAUGGGACAAGUUCGUUUUAUUGUGCCGAGGCUUGUCAUCGGGUAUUUUGAUCAUUUCAAAUCAAAUGCCUCCAGUUUAUUGUCCAUUUAUGCCAUGAGGAAAAGGCAAGCCUCAGUAUUUCUCUUGACACUUGUAUCCACGCUUUGUACUUGCAGGGUUGUUAUUCAGCUUCUGUGUAGCUACAGCACCCUGCCUCUGUAUGCAAUUGUAACCCAGAUGGGCAGCUGCUACAAGAAGGAGAUCUUCAACGAGCAUGUGCAGCAGGGCGUCCUGGGCUGGGCUCAGAAGGUCAAGAUGAGGAAGGGACUGAAGGGAGCUGCAGCUGCUAGCAAGAACGAAUCGACGAUCAAUGCCGAUUCGGCAGGACCUUCUGUUAAGAUUGAAAUGGCCAAGGCUGAGGGGGAGGAUGUUGAGGUCGUUGGAAACACAGGGUGAUCAGUGAUGGGACAGUAGGGUUCCCGUGUUGUAAUGAUGUAACAUGUUCAUAUGCCAUCAUUUUUUUUUUUGUAGAUAGUUGUUGCAGCAGCCGCGAAGUGUUUGUCGUAGACUCGUAGUAUCUUGAAGCCAUUUUUGUGGUCUGUGCAUGUCAUGACCUGGACCCUGGCCUCCUAAUAGGAGUGGGUGAGUUUAGGCCCGUUAGCCUUGUCUGUUAUUAGUCCAGUAGGAACCAGAGUCCUAUACUUAUACUAGGAAAAAGUCCACAUUACAUUCAUCAAUA
Molecule: messenger RNA, 2122 nt
Organism: Sorghum bicolor (sorghum)
Lineage: Eukaryota; Viridiplantae; Streptophyta; Magnoliopsida; Poales; Poaceae
Product: MLO-like protein 1
Exons: 13
Coding region: 235-1839 (534 amino acids)
Biological process (GO): defense response
Cellular component (GO): membrane
Source: RefSeq, a predicted model, not a curated record